This is a messenger RNA of Drosophila erecta, 1120 nucleotides long. Its product is annotated as methionyl-tRNA formyltransferase, mitochondrial. Lineage: Eukaryota; Metazoa; Arthropoda; Insecta; Diptera; Drosophilidae. Gene Ontology annotation, biological process: biosynthetic process; conversion of methionyl-tRNA to N-formyl-methionyl-tRNA. Bases 85 to 1113 code for a protein of 342 amino acids. The transcript has 4 exons. The record is from RefSeq and is a predicted model, not a curated record. Gene Ontology annotation, molecular function: methionyl-tRNA formyltransferase activity. Gene Ontology annotation, cellular component: mitochondrion.
GUUACGUUAUUUGACAGUGUGACCAGCUCAUUCCGCAAACAGCUGCUUUUGUUUACGCCGCAUUAUUAUCCAACAAAUUUUCCGAUGUUUUGCGGCAAGAGUUUAGUCAAUAAUUUCUACAAAUAUAAGAGAAAGAUGUGGCAGAAUGUAGUCCCAAUAAUACAGCGUGGCAAGGGAACUUACCACCCACUAAAAAUUCUCUUUUUCGGCACCGAUUACUUUUCCUUGCCCAGCUUACAGGCGCUACACAAAAACUGCGGUGACCACUUGGGAGUUGUUACCUCCUUCAAAAAUCCCGCCAACUGUGUGAGGACCUAUGCGGAAAAGGAGAAGCUUCCCCUGCAAAAGUGGCCCAUAGAUCCAUCUGUGUGUCCUAAGUUUGACCUGGGCGUCGUGGUUUCCUUUGGCCACCUGAUUCCUGCUAAUAUCAUACAUGGAUUUCCUAAUGGAAUGAUCAAUGUUCAUGCUAGUCUAUUGCCCAGGUGGCGAGGAGCUGCUCCCAUCAUAUAUGCGAUCAUGAAGGGAGAUGCCAUCACUGGGGUUUCCAUCAUGAAAAUCGAACCUCACCGGUUUGAUAUUGGUGCAAUUUUAGCUCAGCGGGAGGUGGCGAUUGAGCCCAAUGUCUUCAUGCCGGACUUGCACGCAUCUUUGGCGUCGUUAGGGGCAGAUUUACUAGUGGAUACGGUUAACAACCUGUCAGUACGACUUAAGGAAGCCAAACCCCAGGAUAGUACAAAGACCAGCUAUGCUCCCAAGAUCACCAGUAAAAUAACAGAAGUCAAUUGGUCGGAGCUGAGUGCCCUUGACAUAUACACGCGUCAUAGAGCUUUGUUUGGCUACAAAAACCUUACCACCAGCUUUUUGAGCAAGCAAGUGCAGCUGCUAGAGGUGCGAUUACCGGAAAAGGAACUUCCAUUCCAAGAACCUGGUGCUAUCAGCUACCUGAGGAAGGCGAGAUCCCUGGUAAUUGGAUGUGCUCAGCACAGCCAGUUGGAGGUGCUUCAAUUACGCGUAGAAGGUAGAAAACCUAUGAGUGCGCAGGACUUUAACAACGGCUUCCUAAAGCAAGCAAGGUCUUUAUCUUUUACGGCGAAUAAACUAGCAUCGCUUUGAUAACGAA